UACAACCUCAAUUGCCCCCUACCCUCUCCCAAACGGCCCCGUCACGGCCCAAUCCCUCCACCAUGCUGCAACAACGGUCCGCCCGCCUAUUCUCCGCCCUCUCUACCCUCUCCGCCGCCCGCCCUGCGCCUUCCCUUGCGCUGCGAUGUCGGAGAGCUUACAGCACCGAAUCACCUAAGCUGGCGGGCAUUGAUCCCUCCAAGCUGUCCAUCACCAAGACGACGACUCCCAAGGACCUGCUGCCCGCCGAGGAGCUGGUCUUUGGCCGCACCUUCACUGGUAUACACCUACAUCAUACCACCCAUAUCGCAUGACAUGACCGGUUGCUGAUAUGACUCCCACCCGCCAGACCACAUGCUCUCGCUCGAAUGGACCGCUUCGCAAGGAUGGCUGAGCCCGCGCAUCACUCCCUACCAGAACCUGUCGCUGGACCCUGCGACAUGCGUCUUCCACUACGCCUUCGAAUGCUUCGAGGGCAUGAAGGCGUACAAGGACGAGAAGGGCACCAUCCGGCUGUUCCGGCCCGACAAGAACAUGGCGCGACUGAACAAGUCGUCGGCGCGGAUUGCGCUACCGACGUUCGACAGUGAGCCCAUGACGGAGCUCAUCUCCAAGUUCGUCUCGCUCGAGGAGCGCUUCAUCCCGUCGCAGCGCGGCUACAGCCUGUACCUGCGGCCGACGAUGAUCGGGACGCAGCGGACGCUGGGCGUCGGCCCGCCGGGCUCGGCGCUGCUGUACGUGAUCGCGUCGCCCGUGGGCCCGUACUACCCGACGGGCUUCAAGGCCGUCUCGCUCGAGGCGACCGACUACGCCGUGCGCGCGUGGCCCGGCGGCGUCGGCGACAAGAAGCUCGGCGCCAACUACGCGCCGUGCAUUGUGCCGCAGAUGCAGGCGGCCAGCCGCGGCUUCCACCAGAACCUGUGGCUGUUUGGCGAGGAGGAGUACGUCACCGAGGUCGGCACCAUGAACCUGUUCGCGGCCAUCAAGGACAAGGAGACGGGCCAGCCCGAGCUCGUCACUGCCCCGCUCGACGGCACCAUCCUCGAGGGCGUCACGCGCGACUCGAUUCUGGAGCUGGCGCGCGAGCGCCUCACGCCCAAGGGCUGGAAGAUCAGCGAGCGCAAGUUCACCAUGCGCGAGCUGGCCGACGCGGCGGACGAGGGCCGCAUGCUCGAGGUCUUUGGCUCCGGCACCGCUGCCGUCGUCAGCCCUGUGCGCAAGAUCAGCUGGCGCGGCCGUCUCGUCGAGUGCGGGCUCGAGGAGGGCAAGGAGGCUGGCCCCAUUGCGCAGAAGAUGAUGGACUGGAUCGCGGGCAUCCAGUACGGUGACGAGAAGCACCCCUGGAGUGUCACCAUCUAAGCAGACCACGUGAUGGCGUGACGACAUGAGAGGUGGCGCAUGUAACCACUACAUACAAGCACGCCGCACACAUACAUUCGUGCACACGUAAAAUAGAGGCUAUCUAGACGCGCGGCAUGGCGCGGUGCCAACACCAAAAGCGAGAAGAGAGAGUGAGAGAGUGCGAGAGAGAAAGAAAAGAAAAAGAGCAGAAGUUAAAGAAGGAGCCCCCCAGGCUCUGGCUCAGGCCCAGGUAGCGCCAUCCAUCUAUCCAUCUAGAUCUCUCUGUUUUUUUUUUUACAGCUUCUUCUUCUUUUUCUUCGCUUCUUCUCUUUCUUUCCCUCUUCCUCCUCUUU
This is a messenger RNA of Aplosporella prunicola CBS 121167, 1694 nucleotides long. RefSeq lists its product as uncharacterized. The coding region runs from base 355 to 1359 and encodes 334 amino acids. Gene Ontology annotation, molecular function: branched-chain-amino-acid:2-oxoglutarate transaminase activity. The record is from RefSeq and is a predicted model, not a curated record. The transcript is spliced from 2 exons. Gene Ontology annotation, cellular component: mitochondrion. Gene Ontology annotation, biological process: L-leucine biosynthetic process; L-valine biosynthetic process. Lineage: Eukaryota; Fungi; Ascomycota; Dothideomycetes; Botryosphaeriales; Aplosporellaceae.